Cherax quadricarinatus is the source of this 1997-nucleotide messenger RNA. Lineage: Eukaryota; Metazoa; Arthropoda; Malacostraca; Decapoda; Parastacidae. The record is from RefSeq and is a predicted model, not a curated record.
UGUUUGUUGGGUGAUAUGAGAGAUGUAUGGCCGCCAGUGUCAGCUGUUGCCGAGGAAAACACUAAGUGACUGCUGCCUCCCACACGCCGCCAACUAUGGCAAACAUCGCCAUACAGAGAAUCAAGAGGGAGUUUAAAGAGGUUAUCAAAAGCGAUGAAGCUCAAAAAUGUGCUAUCAAUGUAGAGCUGGUUGGUGAUGACUAUCGAGAACUGAGAGGAGAGAUAGCUGGCCCUCCUGACACACCAUACGAGGGAGCGACCUUUCACCUUGAAAUAAAAGUACCAGAAACAUACCCUUUUAAUCCUCCUAAGGUAAAAUUUGUCACAAAAAUCUGGCACCCCAACAUUUCUUCAGUAACUGGUGCUAUUUGCUUGGACAUCCUGAAAGACCAGUGCCUUUGUUUCACUACCUUAUGUAAGGAAGAAAAUUUAAACUGUUUUACUGAUGAUAAUUUUGUCAUUGGCAUUAUAUAUGCUUCUGUGUUUAAAGUAUAUAAGUGGUACAUUUUGAUUUGCAAUAUUUGCUUUUAUCAAGUGUUUGAAAUGGCAUUUUAUAUUUCUCUUUCAGUGCCCAAAGGCAACAGCGAGUUUUCUAACAAAGUGCGAUGUCUGAUGGACAUGGGGGUAGGAGAACAUCAGGCUCUCGUUGCUCUGUCAUCUUGCAACUGGGAUAUGGACCGAGCAAUUGAACAGCUAUUCUCAUAGAUGCAUGUAUUAGCCGUUAAUAGGUCAGGCUAGUGGGGAAGAAGAACCCUAGGAACCAGUCACAUGUAAAUCACAGGCAGAUUACAGGCCUGUAGCCUCCUCAGUAUGAUCCUUGUGAUACUGGCUCCGAGAGAUGUCUCCCAAAAGAGAGCGCCCUUUGUAGGAAGGCUAUGGGAACUUCAAAAUUUCUGUGGGAUCACAUCCACUUAGAGGAAUCAUGUUGUAGGACAAGAGUGGUUCCUUAGGGUGGAAUAUGACAGCUGAAUUUGAAAAAUCAAGAACAUAAAGGCUGUCUAUGGCUCAAGUCAAUGUUAAAAGAUUUCUACUUAAGUAAUGGGAGACUCCAGAGAAGAAAAAGCUUAAAACAGGUGCAGACACCCCCCAUCCCCGUGAAUGUCAGUCUAUUGAUUUCUCCUAAAAUAAGGUUGGGCUGCAUAACCUGCUCUGCUGACACCAGAGAUGCAUAGGGGUGGAUGGUAGUGACUGAUAAAGGGGAAAAUUAUCGAGUACAUAUCUAGUCUGUUAAUGAGGAGACAUGUCUCCUAGCCUAGAUAGAGGAUAUUUAAGUGGUGUCAAGGUCACCAACAUAAUAAAAAGUUUAAGACUUUAGUACAGUCCUCUUGGGAAAUGACUGCUAGAUUAAGCUCACUGAUCAAAGUAACCAUUUGGAACACAGCAUAUGUACUAAGUAGAAUGAUGACAAGACAUCUUCAAUCAGAGCUUGGAGUCUACCCUGUAAAUCAACAAAGGUAGUCCUGGUGUGCUGACACAUGAAUGUACACAGAGGAACUAACUGAACAAGAAAAUUAUUAAAGAUCCUGUUACUUGUGUUUAGAAGUUAUACAGAUAGUAUGCAAUUCAUAUAGUGAUUCUUGUAACUGGAACCCAGAAAAUAUACUAGUGUCGACAAUUUGCAGGAAUGCUGACUAAACAAUACUUACCUGUCUUACUUACCAUGGUUGUUGGGCCAUGUAAGCAUUAAUUUAUCUUUUGUUGUUUUUACUAAGCACCUUAAAUGUUUGUUAUAUUGUAUAUACAAGUACUGUACUUUUAAAGGGAAGGCAGCUUAAAUAUAAUGUCAUUCAAUUGAUUUCUUCUAUAUAGUAAAAUCUUGAGCUUAUACUUAUGAAGCUUGUAUCAGAUGUCCCAGCAGUGACUAAAGAAUGUAGAGGUCACGGCUUCUCUUGUAGUCCUCGUUAAAAAAAUAUGCUCAUCAUGGAACAUCAUACUGUAUUGUGUGAAACUUGUCAUCAUAAUCUGUCUUGCUACUCUCAGUAAAACUAUAUUUUUUUA